AUGAUAUCUUUUCAUUCGUAUUUAUCGAACAGAAUUACUUCAUCAGAUGAAAAACCAGUUACAAUAGUAGAUUGGAACGCUGUGAAUGGUUUGAUCGCUUAUGGACAGACAAACGGAGGUGUUACAAUCUCCCGUGUUUCUGACAACAAGGAUCAGCCAGGUUUAUAUAAAAUUACUAAUAUUACAUCAUUGACAACACAUAAACACGAAAUUACAGCUCUUUGCUGGAAUUCAAGGUUUAAUAGAUUAAUCACUGGUGAUAGAUCGGGUCUUUCUGUUGUUUGGGUAGAGAGAGAUAGCAAAUGGUUCCCAACAAUUUUAAAUUCUGCUACUGGUUCUGCAGUUACUUCCAUCGGAACUUCUUAUACUGGAGAAUUUACAGCGAUUACUUAUGAGAAUGGCCAGAUUUCAUGCGGUGAUCUUGGCUCCAACCAGAAAUGGGUAUCUAAGUAUGAAGGAACCCCAAAGAGAGCUUUCUGGUCUGGAUCAGGAAAAACACUUUACAUCUCUGACCAAAAUCAAGAAAUUUAUGCAGUCAAAGACCACGGAACUAACUUCCAGAACUACGAAAUCGACUUACCAGAUACAGAAACCUCAAUAGUUUUUGCAGAAUGGAAUCAUGCAGAACAUCCUCAACUUCUUAUCGUAUAUGAAAACGGUGAUAUUUUCAUACAUACUAAAGGCAAUCCAGAAAACUCAAUAAUUCAUACAGGAGUUAAAAUUUCCGCAGCUACAUGGUCAAAAUCAGGAAAAUUAUUUGCAUUCGGCGGAAAUGUUGACAAUGGACGUUGCCAAGUGCAAUUCUACACCAUAGACUUGAAUCCUAUCCGUACAAUCAACGUUCCUGCUCAACAAAUUACUUCAUUAUCAUUUAAUAGAACAGAUACACAACUUGCCAUCGGUGUUGAUCGUUCCAUCGUAAUUGCCCAACUUUUGCCUAUUAAUAUGUGGGAUUUCUUUGAUAAUACAAUUGUUUAUGCAGUUCAUCGCAAUUUUUCGAAGCUUUUCGACAUUGUCUUCUUCAAUAUCAAUAGUAAUUCCAGGCACAUUAAGUCAAUUGACAAUUUAACAGGUGUUUGCGCGUCAAAGAAUUCAGUUUUGAUUGCAUCGAAAACAGGAGAGAAUGAGACCUCUCUUUUGAUUCUAGAUAAGAGUGGUAUUCCAUUGGCAUCUAAUUUCAUUCAAAUGGAUUGCAAAUUGUUCGCAAAAACUGAUAAUUUCGCAAUUGCGCUUUCCGACAGUCGUUUGUGUCUCUGGGACUUCGUAAACGAUGAUACAAAAUUUGUUUCGUUGCCAGCAGACUCUUCGGCCGUUUGUGCUCAAGGAAAUAAAUUAUUCAUCGGAUUUACAAGCGAUGAAGUCAUUGCUUUUGAAAUUCCAUCCUGCGAAGAGAUCGGAAAAUACAACGUAGGCUCCCAUGUCGAGAAAAUCUCUGUCAGCUCUGAUAUGACAAGAGUAUCAAUGGUUGACAUCUUUGGAGGCUUAUCGUUCAUCGAUAUACACUCAGGAAAAAUCGCUGGUAAGCCCCGUAAAGAGACAUGGAGUAUGAAAUGGGCGGAAGAUUCACAAGAUUUAUUUGUAGCCUUAGAACGUCAGAAACUCUACGUUUACCAUGAUUUCAAUGCUACAGAAGCUAUAAACUCACUAACUUAUAUCUGUAGAUUCUCUGGUUUAGAGAUUUUAACUGUAGAUUUCACAAAACUCCUUCUAGACCCGCUUAAUCCGAAGCCAGAGCACUUCCAUACGUACGAAACAAAAUUACUGAGAGAUGUUAAACUACUUACAAAGAGCCCAGAUGUUCCUGUCGAAGAAAUUGUAAAACACAUCCGUAAUUUCCCACACAAGAAGCUUUGGAAGGUCUUCGGUGAAUGGGCAAUGAUGGGUGGCCAUUAUUCUACUGCUGAAAAAGCAUUUACUGAAAGCCAAAGCCAAAGUGAACUUCAAUUUGUCAGAAAAGUUAAGACAAUUGUAGACAAAAAUAUACAAAAAGGCUUCUCACAGUGGUGCUUUGGCUAUUAUGAAGAGGCACAGCAGACUUUUAUCACAAAUAAUGGCUUAAAUUUCGCUAUCGAAAUGUGGGCCACAUUAGGAAACUGGGAACGCGUUUUACAGCUCAAGCCUCCAUCAGAUAUCGCAACCCGUGCUCAUAUCGCACUUGCAAACAACCUAUACCUCAAAGGAGAUUUCGCUUCGGCCGCAGACCAUUAUAUGAACGCUGUUAUGUACGAAGAUGCGAUCAGAUGCUAUUCAAUGGUCGCGGAUAUUGAGAAUUUGGUCAAGGUUAUGAACGCUUUAGGAACAGAUGACAAAUUAUUGAUAGAUUUAGGCUGCAAAUUCACUAAACUAGGUAUUUGCGAGUCAGCUGUUGCAUCAUUCCUUAAGGCUGGUGACGCCGCUAAGGCUGUUGCUGCUUGUAUUCACUUGAAUAGAUGGGAUGAUGCUGUAAAGCUCUCGGAACAGCAUAAAGAGGUUUCUAAAAAAGAUAUUAUGGGACAAUAUGCACAUUACUUAGCCGGAAAUAGCCAAAAUGCCCUUGCUACAAAAAUGCUUGUCAAAUUUGAACUUUUCGAAGACGCCGCCAACCUUUUGGCCUCUCAAGCAGCUGAAGCUAUUAAAUACAAUAAUUUCCUGUUCGCAAAGAAGUGUUUUGUUAGAGCUGCAUUUUUAUAUGAAAGAUGCAACAAACCAGCUGACGAUAUCUGGUUCAAGAUCGAAGCCUUGCAUUAUUUGAUGCUCGCGAGCCGCGCGAUUUACCAAGGAAACCACGCUUAUGCAAUUUAUUGUUCAAUUGCGACAAAAGAAUAUUCCUCCUUCCUUGGCGAGGAAAGAGUUGCAGCUCUUAUUGCUUUGGCAGGUUAUUACUCGAGAAACUUCAAGCAAUGUUCAAAUGGUUUCAUUACAUUGGAACAUUCAGAAAAAUUCCUUCCAAACAAGCAGAGGAGAAUAAAGCUUCUUGCUGUAAAGAUUUUCGACAAGAAUCAGCCAGUUGAUGAAUACAAAUGCGAUGUCAAAUGUCCGAAAUGCGGAGAAAACACGUUUAACAUGUUUGAAUGUGCUUGCUCUAAAUGCGACUUCAGAUCAAAGAGAUCUGUAGCUUCAGGAAAGCCAAUUACAGCGAAAUCAUGGAGAUGCAGUAAAUGCCACCAUUUUGCUACUUUUGAAGAGAUGAGAGACCAGAAAUGCUGCCCUCUCUGCCACUCAUCGGCUGAAAACAAGCCAACAAAGAUGAAAUAUUAA
Molecule: messenger RNA, 3237 nt
Organism: Trichomonas vaginalis G3
Lineage: Eukaryota; Parabasalia; Trichomonadida; Trichomonadidae
Product: WD repeat-containing protein 35 family
Exons: 1
Coding region: 1-3237 (1078 amino acids)
Biological process (GO): intraciliary transport
Cellular component (GO): ciliary basal body; axoneme
Molecular function (GO): protein binding
Source: RefSeq, a predicted model, not a curated record